Messenger RNA from Anas platyrhynchos (mallard), 3422 nucleotides. RefSeq names its product ciliary microtubule inner protein 4 (gene CIMIP4). NCBI's taxonomy places the organism in Eukaryota, Metazoa, Chordata, Aves, Anseriformes, Anatidae. The record is from RefSeq and is a predicted model, not a curated record.
AUGGUACGGUGCAACAGAUGAAAAGUCUGGAGCUAAAACACAGCACUGGGUGCUGAACGCAGGAGGGCCAGGCUUUGGUUCAGCCAACCAUCUCCGUUUUCUGUUGUGGAAAAUGGGUGCACCUCUGAUGGGGGUCAAUGAGAGAAUGUGAAACAUUUGCAGAUGCUAGGAGGUCCCAUUCUGUUGAAAUGCAGUCUUGUUGAUUAUCGUUGUGUUAUGGAAGUGUCCGAGAACUCAUACACAUGUGAUGAGGACUUAUGGACACAGGCACUUCAUGAGAUGUGAGCCUUUUACUCUCUUUCCUGUUUCUUUUUUCUUUUUUUUUUUUUUUUUUCUUUUGAUGAAGGAUGACCCUGAUCUCUGCCAUGUUUCUUCUGGUUCCCAUGGUGACUAUAGCUCAUAGAGGGAGGGAUGUUCCCUAGCAACUGUCCCUGCCGUUCAGCCUUCACACCACCUCCGUUCCUGGACUUCAGCAGGACCUGUCUGCUUGUAAGAAUCACUGUGGCAUCGCGUCAGGGGCCAUGGAGCAGGGGGUGCUAGAGGUCCCACCAUCCCCCGCACCUGAUGUGGCAGAAAGUGACCCUGUGCUGGCCAGCAAUACAGCAGUGAAACCCGAGGAAGAAAAAAAGGAGCAUCUUCCAGCAGGCUUAUGUCCCAGCAGACAGAGAACAUCCCAAAGGAGCUCCAGCAGAGCCUCUUGGAAGACCUGCAAGAGCCCAGCAGCUCAGGGAACAGCAAAGACCUCCACAUCUAUUAAAUGCCGGGCAUCUCUUUCCGCAAAGUGUAUCCAGACGAAAAGACAGAGCAAACAGAAUCUCCAUGCCAAAACUCCCCCCGCUCAGGGCCAUCAUUCAAGAAAACUUGAAGAGGAAAGAGAAGAUGGCUCUGCCACCAAAGACCCCAAAGCAGGGCAUGAGCCAGCAAGGAGGACCAGCACUAACUGCCUGUGUGCAAUACCCAGGCAGAGGGAGUCGGAGGACACCAAACCCAUUUCAAAUGCCACAGAACCAGUAGCGAGCCAGCACCAAAUGCCGGGCACUAGAGUGCCUGGAUCUCCCCAGAAGACCACCAAAGCUAGCUGUGAAAAAGCCAAGGAGACCUCCAGCAGAUUGAUUACCAAAGGGUCCUUAUCAUCACUCGGGCCAGAUAUGAAAGCAGAGUGGAAGCUGCUUCUGCAGAAGAGAAACAGCUUGAUCCAUGAAAACAGCAAAUAUAAAUUUUCCAGUGCAGAUGAACUUGCCAGCAGUGAAGAGGAACGGCGGGCUCUGUGCAAGGCAGCGCUAAUCAUAGGACAGAAAAGACUCAGCGACCGCACCGAGAUGCUAAAAAACCCCCUGGAGUCUUCGACAUUUGCUGAUUACAAUGAGCUGGGUUUUAACCUGAGGUCAAACAUCUUCCAAGGUGGCCCACUGGAGACCAGGAGCUUGAUGAAAGAUUCCUACACCCCCGAUGUAAUUCAGAAGGCGAUCAGGGAUCCCAAAAAUUGGCAUGGAAGGAGGACUGAUGAGCUAGGGAAAUGGCAUCAGAAAAAUGCCCUAAAUCUCAACUUGCAGAAAGCGUUGGAGGAGAAGUACGGGAAGAAAAAAGGCAAGCUUUAGAAGAUGAAGGAUAGGAACUGGAGUGCAUUCAGCCGGGGAUCUUCUUCCUCCGCCAUCUAAUAAACCUCCGUGUAGAGCACCAGCUCAUUGCUGUUGUCAACGACAGAUUUGUUGCUGGUGCGCUGUUCCCCGCUCAAUUAGGGUAUCUUUGGGGAGAGCAGUGCAAGAUAAAUCUGAAUGCAAGAAAAGAAAAAUCACUCUGUUGGUCACUGGUAAGAUGGGCCUGCCUGGGGUGUGGAGCACACACCCUUGCUGAGGGUAGAAAAUCAUGGUGGUGAGAGGAGGCCGUAUAAGCACAGAAGGGGAUUCCUGAUGUGUUUUUCUCACUGUAUAUAAUGGUCCCUAUUGCAGGAUCCUGCCUUCCAGCUCCAUGAAGUGUACCAGUUUGGUGCAGCAACCAUAAAGUACGUGUCUGGGAGCAGCAAUGCCCUGAGCCUUCCCCCCUGGUCCCAAGCUUUCAUAGUUUUAAAAGACUGAUGCUUUUCUCAGUGAUAUGAAAUGUUUAGAGGCAGAAUUAGGAUUGUUACUCCACCCUUCAUUGGUUGGGGGUUAGGUAACAAUAUGCUGACUUCAUAAAAGCAGUGAAGGAUGUUAAAAUAUAACUGGCAGUAAUCAAGUGAUUAUUUUCCACCAGCAAUAAUUAACCAUUCGGAAUUCAGAUAUUGCCAGGCACACGCUCAAGUCUUUCAAUUAUGGAGAAUGGCCAAAUGGCAGCUUGUAGAAAUCUCCCUGUAGGAUUUUUCCUUGUGCAUCAGUACCAAGAGGCUCCUGCCUGAGCACACACUACUCAACUGCAGCUGAACAUCACGGCCCUGCAGGAACACCCUGUUCUGCUGCUGCUUCCAGCACUGAUGACAAACAUGUCUCCAGGUACAUAAUAAGUGCUGUCUUCUGAAACUGUGGCAAAUCCUAAUCCAGAAAACACGGAGGUGAACAAAAACCUACUGAUACUGUUUGGCAUACUGAAAGCAGGCAGUUCAGGGCACAGUUAGCUAAUAUAUACACCACAUAACGUGGGCUGAAUCAGCAUCAGAUUCACAGGUCUCUUUCUAAUGUCUGGGCAGACAGACUGCAGAAUUAUGGUAAAGCUUGAAGCAAAUGCCCUUUGCUACCCAUGAGAGGCUAAUGAAGAGACUAGAUCAGAAGGGAAACAAACAGACUGUCAGGUCUUGCACCACUACACCCUGCCACAAACCAUGUUUUUGCCUUCUGCAGUGAAGAGCCGUAAGGUCAUUUUGCACAUUUUUUACAAAUUGAAAUGCUUAUAAGCACUUAAAUAAUACAAAGCAGAUUGAAUUGUGUAAUAGCCUCAAAUGAGUGACAGCCCAUUGAUGACAAAUGAACGCAUACACGUGCAAUCCCCCUUCAUCUUCCUUUCUGCUAUGCCAAAUGACAGAGCACAGCCAGGGGCAAACGCUUUCUGAUGGGUGGUACAUUGAAAGCUGCAGAAAUAACUGAGAUAGCUUUCAAGGAGAUGGCUCAGCUUCUGGAACUGAUCAAUACCUGAAGUCUCUGAGUGCUGAACAGACUAAUUUAGACAGAACCUUGGCUAGGAACACCAACAAGUGGCACUCCAUGAUGACUUUGAGUAUCCAAACAUGCAUAUUUAAAGCCAGCUUUGAAAUCUCCAAAUAGCAUGUCAGAUACAGGUAGGCAUGAACUGGGCUGAAAUGAGCACAAAAUGCAGCUGGAAGUCUCCCUUCUGCUCAUUCUUUUCCUCUCAGCUGUUUUUCGUUCCUGUUUGCUUACUUACCUGCUCACACUGAAAUGAUUCAACUUGAUAAAUCAGCAGAAAAUCAAUAAAGAAGAAAAAAGCAAAGUUAA